AAUUUUCCCGUCCAACUUCAAAUCCCACGAAACAUAAGAAGAACCCUCGCAGCCUCUCUCUCCCUUUAAUUUCCAAACAAGUUUCCCAUUAUAGUAUUUUUAUAGAUACUUUUAAAUGCCUGAGCGAAGUCUGAGACGUCGAGCUCCGGCGACGGGUGGCCGGAGGAGCAGGCCGCCGAACCCGUCUCCGUCACCGCGGAAGAGGAGCCCGCCUCCCCCGAGAUCGGCCAAGCAGGCUUCGAAGCCCAUAAAGAUUUUGAAGCGGACCUUUUCGGAGCCGAUGCUUUUGGGUAGUAGUGUCGGUUCUAGCUACAGCAUCAGCGACGACGAUCGGAGUUUGAGGUCGGAGGGUGGUGGUGGGGUUUUUUUUAGGCCUCAGACGUGCGUGGACGUGUUUGCUUCGUCGCCUUCGCUGUUGGGUUUCUCUCCGCUAACGCCGAGCCACGAGGGAUAUAAGAAAGAUGCAAAGGUGGUGGUUAAGGUGACAGUUGAAGGAAGUCCAGGACCAGUCCGGACCUUGGUUAAAUUGGGGGCCAGUGUGGAGGAAACCAUUAAGCUUGUUGUAGACCGAUAUAGCGAAGAAAGGCGGACUCCUAAGCUUGACAGGGACGUAACGCCAUUGUUUGAGUUGCAUCACUCCUAUUUCAGUCUUCAGAGUUUGGAUAAGUCAGAAUUAAUUGGGGAUGUUGGUAGCAGAAACUUUUAUCUUCGAAAGAGUGGCAGCGGUCGUAGUAGUGAUGGAGCUUCUCCUUACGCUUCAGAAAUCGUUCCGGCGAGAGAAAGCUCUCCGCCACCGAUUCCGCCACCUGCUUUUUUACUCCCAACAUUCAUCGCCCGAAAGAUCAGUAAAAUUGUUAGAAGAACCCGUAAGCUUUGGAAACUCUUGUUUUGCAUGCAAUGAGGAUGACCAAACCCCAUAUCCAUUGUCUGAGUAACACAACUUAUUAUUUAUGUUACUCUUAACAACAGACGAUUUUUUUUUGUCUGAUUUGUUCCCCUUUUCCUCAAAUGGAAAUUCCCUUUUCUUUCAUGAAAUGUACAGAAUACCAAAUAGAACCCUCAUUGGCUUCCUCAAUCAUUUGCUAUGUAAGUUGCUGUAAAUAUACCCCUAUCGAAAGUUCAAAUCACAAAAUGAAUAUUCAGUUGUUCAA
Messenger RNA from Alnus glutinosa, 1151 nucleotides. RefSeq lists its product as uncharacterized. Bases 116 to 901 code for a protein of 261 amino acids. The transcript has 3 exons. The record is from RefSeq and is a predicted model, not a curated record. Lineage: Eukaryota; Viridiplantae; Streptophyta; Magnoliopsida; Fagales; Betulaceae.